CUGUGGUGCAGAGCUUCCCAGCAAGUUCAGGGCAGACUUGAACUGGAUUCAGAUUCUUCUCCAAGCUAGCUUUCUUUAGAUGUUGUCAGUUCUCGCGGGAAAUAACCCAGCCUGACUGGUCCUCAGUGCUCCUACAGUUCGUCAUCUCUCCCCAGCCCCACAAAAAGCCCUCCACAGUCUGUCUCUCUAUAGAGAAGUAGGGAAGCACCUGCUACAGACGAUAGUGGGCUUUGUGGUGUUUUUUAAAGGCAUGUUUUCAAGGAUGAUAGCUGUCCAGGUGAGCCUGCAACCUCUGACUUCGCAGCUCCUCAAGACACAAGGAUUCCUUUCAAGAUUGGGCAGCCCAAGAAACAGAUUGUCCCCAAAACAGUGGAAAGAGACUUUGAAAGGGAGUAUGGAAAACUCCAGCAGCUGGAGGAGCAGACCAAGCGGCUGCAGAAGGACAUGAAGAAGAGCACGGACGCCGACCUGGCCAUGUCCAAGUCUGCUGUGAAGAUAUCCUUGGACUUGCUCUCCAAUCCCCUCUGCGAGCAAGACCAGGACUUUCUGAACAUGGUGACAGCCCUGGACACGGCCAUGAAGCGGAUGGAUGCCUUCAACCAGGAAAAGGUGAACCAGAUACAAAAGACUGUGAUUGAACCCUUAAAAAAGUUUGGCAGCGUCUUCCCGAGCCUCAACAUGGCGGUGAAGCGGCGGGAGCAGGCCUUGCAGGACUACAGGAGGUUGCAGGCCAAGGUGGAGAAGUACGAGGAGAAGGAGAAGACAGGGCCGGUGCUGGCCAAACUCCACCAGGCCCGAGAAGAGCUUCGGCCCGUGCGGGAUGACUUUGAGGCCAAGAACAAGCAGCUCCUGGAUGAGAUGCCGCGGUUCUACAACAGCCGACUGGACUACUUCCAGCCCAGCUUUGAGUCCCUGAUCCGAGCACAGGUCGUGUACUACUCGGAAAUGCACAAGAUUUUCGGAGACCUGACCCAGCAGCUUGCCCAGCCCGGCCGUCCUGAUGAGCAGCGGGAGCGGGAGAACGAGGCCAGACUGAGCGAGCUCAGAGCCCUCUCCAUCGUGGCCGAUGACUGAGCCCGGCCCUCGGAAGUCUCUGAAACACCAGUCGGCCUCUCUAGCUUACGCUUCACGAGCUCAGGCUCGGGCAUCAGGGAGCAAAGGGCCCUUGCCUGGGAGAAGGAUGGGGAUACCGGCAGCUCCCACUGCACCACCCCAGCCCUUGGGAAUGAGUCUGGAACCAGGAGCCCCGAGCAGGCUCUCACCUCCCCACUCGUAGCAAGAACCCACCGACAGGUAAGCAGUGUAGACUGUCUUAGGCCCUAAAGAACCGUCCAAAGUGCAUCCUGGCCUAGGGCCAGAGCCUGGGCUCUUGUCUGCUCCCUUGAAGUCUUAGCCUGGCUUGCACGGUUGGGAUCACUUCUACCUCCAAAAGGGCCACCCUGGGGAGUCACCCACCCUUGCUGCCUUUUCACCUCAGACUCGCCUGUUCUGGGAGAGGCCUCGACACUGCCCUGGGCAAUGUGAAAGCCACGGUCUCCCAGCCGCAACAGGCCCCUCACCCCAGCCUCUCGGCAAGACAGCGGCCGGCUCUGCCCACUUCUAGACUUUGGGUCAACUGCGGGGCAGAGCCCCAAGUCUUGCAGCUUCCCUAGGAAGCUGGGACUCAACGCGUGUCAACAGCCUACCCCACAAAAUGUCACAGACCGAGUCACAGGCCUCAGAGCAACAACAGUGGGUUUAUGUCUCACCUCAUUAUUUGGGAUUUUAUUUUUUCAAGUAAAAAGUUUUCAAUAAAAUGUCCGUGUAUUGUUGUGCCGUAACUAAAGAGAGGA
This is a messenger RNA of Lagenorhynchus albirostris (white-beaked dolphin), 1832 nucleotides long. RefSeq names its product bridging integrator 3 (gene BIN3). The record is from RefSeq and is a predicted model, not a curated record. Gene Ontology annotation, cellular component: actin cortical patch; cytoplasm. Gene Ontology annotation, molecular function: protein binding; lipid binding. The transcript is spliced from 9 exons. Lineage: Eukaryota; Metazoa; Chordata; Mammalia; Artiodactyla; Delphinidae. Gene Ontology annotation, biological process: actin cortical patch localization; endocytosis; plasma membrane tubulation. The coding region runs from base 445 to 1074 and encodes 209 amino acids.